Molecule: messenger RNA, 1818 nt
Organism: Populus nigra (black poplar)
Lineage: Eukaryota; Viridiplantae; Streptophyta; Magnoliopsida; Malpighiales; Salicaceae
Product: WD-40 repeat-containing protein MSI4-like
Exons: 16
Coding region: 132-1511 (459 amino acids)
Biological process (GO): regulation of gene expression
Cellular component (GO): nucleus
Molecular function (GO): histone binding
Source: RefSeq, a predicted model, not a curated record
CAAACGUUGCCGUGGGUGGCUCCUAGAGAAAGAGAGAGAGAGAAAGGGCAGAGGAAGGCGGGAAAGAAAAGAAGAGGAGAGAAGAGAGGAGAGGAGAAGAGGAGAGGAGAGGAGAGAAGGAGAAAUCGGGAAUGGGGGUGAACGAGAGAUACACACAAUGGAAGACUCUGGUCCCUGUCCUCUACGAUUGGCUCGCUAAUCACAACCUCGUCUGGCCCUCUCUUUCUUGCCGAUGGGGUCCACAGCUUGAGCAAGCUACUUACAAGAAUCGUCAGCGCUUGUACCUCUCUGAACAGACAGAUGGCAGUGUUCCAAAUACUCUGGUCAUUGCUAACUGUGAAGUUGUUAAACCAAGGGUUGCAGCUGCAGAACACAUAUCACAGUUCAAUGAAGAAGCGCGCUCUCCCUUUGUAAAGAAGUAUAAAACUAUUAUACACCCUGGCGAGGUGAACAGAAUCAGGGAACUCCCACAGAACACCAACAUUGUGGCUACACACACCGAUAGUCCUGAUGUUCUCAUUUGGGAUGUUGAUUCUCAACCUAAUCGUCAUGCUGUCCUGGGAGCUACAGAGUCUUGUCCAGAUCUGAUAUUGACUGGCCAUAAAGACGAUGCUGAAUUCGCUCUUGCUAUGUGUCCAACUGAGCCCUUUGUGCUCUCUGGAGGUAAGGACAAGUUGGUGGUUUUGUGGAGUAUUCAGGACCAUAUUUCAACUUUGGCAGCAGAGCCAGGGUUGUCAAAGUCUCCUGGAUCUGGUGGCUUCCCUAAUAAAUCUGCCUCUAAGGCAGGUGGAGGUAAUGACAAACGUACCAAGAGUCCAUCCAUUGGACCACGGGAUGUCUACCAAGGGCAUACAGAUACUGUUGAAGAUGUUCAAUUCUGCCCAUCAAGUGCACAGGAGUUCUGCAGUGUGGGUGAUGAUUCUUGCCUUGUAUUAUGGGAUGCAAGAGCUGGCUGUACUCCAGUUGUCAAGGUUGAGAAAGCUCACAAUACUGAUCUUCAUUGUGUUGAUUGGAAUCCUCAUGAUGUGAAUCUCAUUCUGACAGGGUCUGCUGAUAAUUCUGUUCACAUGUUUGAUCGUCGGAACCUCAAUCUUGGAGGGGUAGGAGCACCUGUUCAUAAGUUUGAGGGUCAUAAUGCUGCAGUCCUCUGUGUACAGUGGUCUCCAGAUAAAUCGUCUGUCUUCGGCACUUCUGCAGAGGAUGGCAUUCUAAAUAUAUGGGAUUACGAAAAGAUUGGUAAAAAACAAGACUCUACUGGACUGAAAGUGCCAACUGCUCCUCCCGGAUUAUUUUUCCGGCAUGCUGGCCAUCGGGAUAAGGUUGUUGACUUCCACUGGAAUGCAUCUGAUCCAUGGACAAUUGUCAGUGUGUCUGACGAUGGUGAAAGUACAGGAGGAGGCGGCACUCUACAGAUAUGGCGAAUGAUUGAUUUGAUUCACAGGGCCGAGGAGGAUGUCUUGGUUGAGCUUGAGAAUUUCAAAUCUCACAUUCUCGCAUGUGAAAGAAGUUAGUGUAGUUCAUUUACUGGGAGAUCUCCUGGAGAACUUUAGAUGUUUUUGAAGGUGGACAUUGGCUAGGGUACAAGGUAUUGACUAGCACCUUUGUGCAGGCUCUUUUGUGUUUGGUUUCAUGGGAUUCAAAGGCCAAAAAGAAGCCCCACUCUAGGACCAUUGUUUUUUUUUUAUUUUUCCAUGAUUAAAGGAGAUUUUGGAACUGCUCGUUUAGACUUUAGUUGCGUUGUCGACUUGCACAAUGAUUAGAUUAGAUGCUUGUAAUCUCUGAACUUUGUAUUUUGAUAAUUAAUUUUCAUUUUUAUCA